GCAGCACUUAGGUGACAAGGGAAAAGUCAUUAUACGUAAUUUAUGAGGCCGCGAUCAUUCUAAUAGAGACCGAGGUUGUUACCAUACAAUAACAGGAAAUAUAUGCAGCAUAUGGCAAAGUACAGUUAACUUCAGCACAUGACUGGACCCCAGACGUAUAGCAAGCCAGAGACGUGUGCUAUACUAGCACGUGUUUACGGCAGGUGCAGGUGGUCAAGUUGAGUGUCUCCUUUUUGGUUCCGAUUUCAGUCUGAACAGUUGAGAUUGGGCAAAUGGCUGACGAGGUGGUUGGUGAAAUACCGCAGGUGAUUCGUGUGGGCUCACGAAAAAGCGAGUUAGCAAUGAUUCAAACCAACACGGUGAUAGAACGGCUUCAGAAACUGUACCCAACCCAGACGUUCGAUGUUGUUACCAUGGAAACAAUAGGAGACACAAUCCAGGACAAACCGCUUUCCAACAUUGGCGUGACCAGCCUGUUCACCAAGGAAUUGGAGAGGGCGCUAGCAGACGACAAAGUUGACAUGAUUGUCCAUUCCUUGAAGGACCUACCAUCUGUCUUGCCGGACGGAAUGGCCAUCGCUACCGUCUGCAAACGAGAUGACCCCCAUGAUGCCUUGGUCCUGAGCCCAAAGCAUGCUGGGAGAACAUUAGAGACCCUCCAACCUGGCAGUGUAGUUGGCACAAGUUCUGUGCGCCGUGUAGCUCAACUCAAAAGGAAGUUUCCUCUCGUGGAAUUUAAAGACGUCCGUGGUAAUCUAAACACCAGGUUGCGUAAGCUGGACGAGUCUGGCAACUACGCGUGCCUGAUCUUGGCUGCAGCUGGACUGCAUAGGAUGGGUUGGGAGCACAGAAUAAGCCAGGUCCUUCUUCCUGAUGUCUGCAUGUACGCCCCAUGCCAAGGUGCCAUGGCCGUGGAGUGCAAGGUUGCCAACCGAAGACUCGUCCAGUUCCUGUCCAGACUGCACGACCCUGUGACACUCCUGCAGUGCGUCUGUGAGCGGGCAUUGCUAGGGACACUGCAGGGGGGCUGCAGUGCACCCGUGGCGGUCGACUCGCAGGUUGCAGAUGGCAAGAUAAAAUUGACAGGGGCAGCGUUCAGCCUUGAUGGAUCAGAGUGUGUACAGGAAAUGCAAUCCGUUGACUUACCGCCAGACUUGCUGCAAAAGAUGGAGCCAUCCAACAGUCCAGAUUCCUUCCAACUGUACUCCUUCAUCAUUGCCCCCAAUCUAUCCCACAAUGCACUCCAUGCAGCCGAGCAGCUUGGGUCCACGGUUGCCACGGCAAUGCUAAAAAAUGGCGCAGACAAGAUACUGGAGGCAGCGAAACAAGAAAUAGACGCUAGGAGGAACAAGACUGACUGAGACUACAUGAAGUUUUUAGUCUUUUCCGUGGUGCAAAUUUUUUAAUAGUUAUGGAAACUUUGGAGGUGAAUUUUUCCUGUCCACGUCAUGAAUGUGAAGACUUGUACCUCCACUUUAUUCUUCUGUAUUGACGGUCUUUCUUUGGUGCAGCCUAUCUCACUAUUUGUCAACUUCAGAAAAGGUGUUUAGUUUGAUUUAUAAAAAGACAUUUUUUUUAUGCUCUGAGCAAAGCUGAAGGGAUAUGCCGUUUCUGUCUUGUGUCUGUGUGUGUAUGGGUGCACUGGCUGGAUCUGUGUUCAGGAAACAGUUUAUGUUGGGAAUUCAGGACCUUUUAAAUCAAUAAUUAAAAAGUAAGGCCUAGACUAUACGCUGCUGCCAUGUCAAACUUAAAGAGAGUAGUGUCAUGCCACUGCCAUGCAGAACACCGAUGGCGCGGCACACCCUAUCAAGCUAAAGGGCUUGCUGUGCCAAAUGUAAUUUGCUGAACCAAAUUGACGCUGAACGCUGUGCUGUUGCGGUUCCGAACUUGAAGAACUCACUUUAUUUAAGUGCGGCUCAGUAGGUGUAUAGCCUAGUUCUAAUACAACAAAAAUAUGAGCAAUGUAUACCCGUUUUGCUAAGCUUUAACCCUUCGCACCGGGAAGUGGCUGUAGCCGCUGUAAAAAUUUAGAUCCUUUUCAGCUAUUAUUCUCGGCCCACGCUCAAGCGAACACGGUGAAAGAAGGCAGA
This is a messenger RNA of Acanthaster planci (crown-of-thorns starfish), 2090 nucleotides long. RefSeq names its product hydroxymethylbilane synthase (gene hmbs). Gene Ontology annotation, cellular component: cytoplasm. The record is from RefSeq and is a predicted model, not a curated record. Gene Ontology annotation, biological process: heme biosynthetic process. Lineage: Eukaryota; Metazoa; Echinodermata; Asteroidea; Valvatida; Acanthasteridae. Gene Ontology annotation, molecular function: hydroxymethylbilane synthase activity.